UGUGCUACGUGGAAAAGGAAGCAGCGAGCAAGCUAAUGCUAGCAUUGCUACAAGUUGUGAGCGACCAAAACAAACGAUGACAACCAAGGAAAGUAGCCGUGAAAUUUGGGAUUAAACGUGAGAAUGGUCUGAAUUUGCGAUGGUUGCAGAGUUCUGGGGAUAACUGUAUUCCUGCAUGACUGACCUUUGGCGUGAAAGCGAUUUUGAGGGCCAGCUUGUCAGUUUUCGAUCCGAAACUAUAGUGCAUUGGUACUGUCCAUAUACACCAAAGGUAUGCAUUGCUAACUAGCUGUUUGGUAACUUGCUGUCAUCAAAGCUUGGAGUGGACAGUCCGUUUUUUGACAGUGCAGAUUAUUCCCAACCAGUCGGCGUUGAUUAUAUAUCUAUAUGAAAAAAUGGAAAAACGGAAAAAAUAAACGUAUUCUUCUGCUGACGCUGAAUUCGCUCUAACAUCCGUGUUACAAAUCCUGAACUUGGAGUUUGUUUGCUGUCUUGCCUUAUAAGCAAAAUGAGUUGGUUCAACGCAUCUCACCUGUCCAGCUUCGCUAAACAAGCUUUAACAUCAGCUCAGAAGUCAAUCGACCGAGUUCUGGACAUCAAAGAGGAGGACCAGUGGGAUGGUACAACUGUAAUGCCCCACCACGCAGAUGUCACAUUACCUGGAAAGCUUUCAUUAAGUGGAGGCUGGGGGCUGACACAGUGGGAAGCACCCACCGAGGAAAAGACCAUCACACCACCCCCUUCAUCAGAAGCCAUCACUACUCCCGUCACUCGUACUGUUGUGGAUGAAUCCGAAAAUUUUUUCAGUGCCUUUUUGUUACCUGGAGAUUCACAGGCUGUCACCAAAACUCAGGUUGUGUCAGUACCCCCUACUAAGUCUCAAAGGCAGCCUCAAGAGAAAGAAAAGCAAAUCAAAGAGGCUGUUGUCCAAAAAGAUGUGGAGAGUCAAAUGUCAUUCGUGGUUGAGGGUCCUCAAUCUGGACCUGCUGAUAAGAUCCAUGAGAGUCAGAAAGCUGCUGAGAUCCAGGUGGUGGAGAUCAAGCCCUCACCAGCAGACACUGUCCUCCUGCAGCCAGUUUCUCCUGUUUCCUCUUCCAGUGAUCUUCCUUGUGACUCUGACAGUAAAGCAAGCAGUGUGAAAACAGAUGCUGACUCAGUAGUUUCUGUUGACUCAAAAGCAGAGCAGUCACACACUUCAAUAGAACACCAACCAGAGAAGGAUACCACAGAUUCCCCUCAACCUAAGAGUGCUGCCCCUUCUGAUCCGUCACCUCCCGUAUCCACUAAGGAAGUACUCCUAGAGCAUAAAGACUCAAAGACAGAGGAUCGUCAGAAUGAUACACCCUCUCCUCCAGUUAGUGCUUUCUCCUCAGGAACCUCAACCACCAGUGACAUUGAAGUGCUUGACCAUGAGAGUGUGCUGAGCGAGAGCUCAGCCAGCUCUAGACAAGAAACCGGUGAAGGAAAGACUGGCCUUCACCUAAUGCAGGGCUCCUUCCAGCUUCUCACUGCCUCCACAUGUGGAGAUUUUCCUAGACUAGAAGACUACCCAAAACUCACAGAGAGCUGUGGUUCCUCCUCAGAUGCAUUUGAGCGUAUUGAUUCCUUUAGCGUGCAGUCACUGGAUAGCCGGAGCGUCAGUGAGGUCAACUCGGAUGACGAAAUCCCUGGCAGUCGGACUCUAGCAUCCGUCACUGCGGGUCCUGCCCCUUUAACAGUGCAACAAGCUGAAUGUCAAAAGCAGGAAGGUGGAGAGGCAGCAAAGGUAGAUGAGAAGGAAGAAGAUGACGAGGAGGGAUUCACUGAAACAAUGCGGGAGCAGUCGCUGGAUGAGAUGGAGGAAAGCGGACGAAGUGCGACACCUGUGAAUAGCGAGCAGCCCGAAGACUUGACAGAGCAGGAGGCUAAUCUCACACUGUCUGAUGCCACCGCUGCAGCUGAAGAACAGAUCACUCCACCAAUCACUGCAGAAAUGAAAAGUGCCUCAACUGUCCAGAUACUGGAGCUUCAAAAGGUUAUUGAUGAGCUAUCAGGGCGCCUUGAGAAGAGAGAGUCUCAGCUGCUGGCAGUUAGCAAAGACAAGGCCACACUGGAGGAGGAGUGUGACAAUCUGAAAGAUGAAGUGAUAGGUCUGAAGGAGGAGAGCUCCACUGUUCAGUCCCUGAAGGAAGAGUUCACCCAGCGUAUAGCAGAGGCAGAAAGGAAGGCUCAGCUGGCCUGCAAAGAGAGAGACAUAGCUAAGAAGGAGAUAAAGGGUUUGCGAGAGGAGCUUUCCACAAGACUAAACGCCAGUGAUACAAUGGAGAUCAUCAAGGAGAAGGAGGAGCAGAUCAGAGGUCUGCUGGAAGAGGGUAAGACUUGUUUACAGAACAUGUUUUUUUUCACCGCAACCAACAGAUGGCAUAAUCAACACUUGGUAGGACAGUAGCUCUUACUUACUGUGGAAAAUAAAAAUACAAUUAUUGAUAUUCACUUCAACUAUAAAAUGAUCAUGGUUUCCUGUUAUGUGCAGGUUCUAGAUGGAAAGGAGGAGGUGGAGAAACAACACAGAGAGAACAUCAAGAAGCUGAAUGGUGUGGUGGAGCGCCAGGAGAAGGAACUGAGCAGGCUGCAGUCAGACACUGAGGAGCUGCAGGAGAAAAACAGGAGCCUCGAGGCUGCUCUGGACAACUCUUAUAAGGAGCUAGCAGAACUACACAAGGUAAAUGCCAGCAGAGCCAGUGAGGCUGAAGAGGUGGCUCUGAGCAGGGAGACGCAGGCCAGAGAACAGCUGAGUCUGGCUCUGGAGAAGGCUCAGGAGGAGGCCAAGAUACAACAGGAAGCCCUAGCAAACCAGGUGGCUGACCUGAGGCUGGCACUGCAGAGAGCAGAGCAACAGCAGGCCAGGAAAGAAGAUUAUUUGAGAGAGGAGAUCAGUGAACUUCAACAGAGACUUCAGGAUGCAGAAACUAGGAACCAGGAGCUCAGCCAGAGCGUUACCUCUGCCACGCGACCUUUACUGCGACAAAUUGAAAACCUACAGGCCUCACUGGGUGGUCAAACGGCCUCGUGGGAAAAACUUGAGAAGAAUAUCUCUGACAGGCUUGCGGAUGCCCAGGCGCAGCUAGCCAUUGCUGUGGAGAAAGAGCGAUCAGCAACAGAAGAACUGUUGUCCAUUAAGUCCCAGUUAGCCUCUCUGGAAUCCCAGAAUUCCUUGCUUCGGCAGGAGAAAGCCAGGCUUCUGGCACAGCUGGAUGCUGAGAAAAACAAGAGGGAGAAAUUGGAAGAUGAGAGCAGCAGGGAUCGUGUUGAAUUGGAAAACCUGCAAGGAGAACACAAUCGAACGUUAGAGGAAACAAAGAAAGAAAAGUUACUGCUGACUAAUCAGUUAGAGAUGGAGAAGAUGAAGGUAGAGCAAGAAAAGAAGAAAUGCUAUUUGGCACAGGAAGCACUCAAGGAAAAGGAGCGAAAGGCCACGACACAAUCAGUUGGAGAGGCCCUAGCAUCAUCUACACCCUCCUUAUCUCGCUCCAGCUCGAUGAGUGGGGCAGACAAUGGGCUGCACACUUCUGUUCUUUCACAGGAUGACUCUUUAGACCAUUCGCUGGGCACUAUGACUAUGUCCAUGUCGAUGAGUGGGACCAACCUGUAUGAGGCGGCCAGACUGUCUGGAGGCUCCAGCAUCAUAGAAAACCUCCAGUCUCAACUCAAACUGAGAGAAGGAGAGAUAGCACAGCUGCAGCUUGAGAUCGCUAAUCUGGAGAGGAGACGAUCUGUGAUGGCACAGGAGCUGGUUCGACUCACAAAUCAAAACGAUGAGAUGGAGGAGAAGGUGACAGAGAUCCCCAAGUUGAAAGUUCAGCUGAAGGAUCUGGAGCAGAGGCAUAACACCAUUCUGCAGAUGUAUGGAGAAAAGGCUGAAGAAGCAGAGGAGCUGAGACUGGACCUUGAAGAUGUAAAGAAUAUGUACAAAACCCAAAUCGAUGAAUUGCUGAAGAACCAGAAAUAAACCAGUUUCCUUUACGUGUUAUUUUGGGGCACGAAUCAGCUGACAAUAUCAACAAUAAAUGCAUUCACAAGAAACAAUGAGGUAGAACCUUUAAGUUGAAUCACUGUGUAAGAAGGAAAUUCAUUCAUAUUUGUUAUUUUGUUUUAAUUGAUUAUCAUAUGCUUUAUUUAAGUGUCAAUAUUGGAAUUGUGCAAAGCAUACAAUGAAUACAGAAUCAGUAUGUGAAGAAUUGUCGACGUUGACUUGACUCGUCCAUCUGGAAUCUUUGGGAGUUUGCUUUCAAAAUUUCUUGUGAUUGAACCUUUAACAUAGUAUUGUAUAGUUUAAAUUGUAUGAGCUGGUGAAGGUUUUUUCACUAUAUGAAUUCAUCCAACAUUUCUUCAUAAUCAGAAAGGUUUAAGAUAUAUAUAAAAUGUAUUGUACAGAGAAAUUUAUGUAUUGUUCUUAACACCUUACAGAUCACAAAGUGUGGUGUAGGCCUGAGUAGUCUUUGAGUGAAAUCCUGAAGAUUGGAUUUCAAACUUUAUACAUAUGUAAAUUAAUAUACAUUUAUUAGGUUAGUAAAAAGUAAGUUGGUUCUUUAUUGUUAAAUCACACAGAAGAUCGAAUUUUCAUUGCAUUCAAAUAAAACACUACAUCUCAGUGCAACACAACAAUAAAUCUGUU
Pundamilia nyererei is the source of this 4654-nucleotide messenger RNA. It is a transcript of the gene tmf1, whose product is annotated as TATA element modulatory factor 1. The record is from RefSeq and is a predicted model, not a curated record. Gene Ontology annotation, cellular component: endoplasmic reticulum; Golgi apparatus. NCBI's taxonomy places the organism in Eukaryota, Metazoa, Chordata, Actinopteri, Cichliformes, Cichlidae. The transcript is spliced from 17 exons.